AAAUAAGUCAUUGUGGACUAUUUUACAAACAACCAAACAUUAUUUAUUUUAUGAAAGUUAUAUAGUAUUUAUAUUUGUAAUACAUAUUUUAAAUAACCAUGUUAUCUGCUGCCAAAGUGCGUAUUCAUGGCAUGCAAGAUGAAAAUUGGGUGAUUAAGGAUAAAAUCAACCAAUACCGUGGAUUAAUAAAACUUUAUGAAAGAGACCGGAAAAUCCAUGAAGGCGAUUUGGCGAAGCAGAAGAAACGGUAUUCCCGUGACAUUCGCCAAUUACGGAAAGACAUAACCAACAAACGCGAAGAAUUGGAAGUGGCAGUAUAUGGCGACAAGCAGUUCCUUCGUAACGCCUUCCAAGAACACAGACGCUUGCAGCUCACUUACAUGAAUAGCCAGGCUGAUAAAGUACUGGAGAGUAUUCAUCAAGAAAAUUUCAAUAAAAGAAAGCAGCUGGAUAGAAUCAGGUACACGAAAAAGAAGAAAAUGGAGCAAUUUCGUCAAGUUCAGCUUCAAACAGCAGAACUUCAUGAUCGUGUUAUAUAUGAAAUCGGAGGAAAGCUGCCCGCCGAGAAAAAGGAACAGGCCGUUGCUAAUUACGUCCAGCGCGCCAACAUUAAAAAGAACGCAGCUUUGGCUAUAAAAGUCAUGUAUAAAAAAAUUCUGGAUAUUUUAAAGAAGGAUUCCUCGUAUUUCACAGUAGUUUUGGACGCCCUAAAAUUGGAUUGUCGUGCACAAGGCAAGUGUUUGAUGGGAGCGACUGAAAUGGGGCAGUUAGCUAUGGAGUACUUGGACGAUAGGAAAUUCGAAUUCAACAAAUUAGAGAAAGAGAUCAAAUUGAACAUGAAAGAGAGGGAAAGGACUUUAAAGCUCGUCCGAAGAGAAGUAGCUUUUUUGACGGAUUCAUUUCCAAACCUUAUAAGGAAAGAGGAAGCUACUAAUCUGGAUGACUUAUAUGAAGACGAGGACGCUGCAAGUCAACAUUCUGUGCAUUGGGAACUUGAAGAGGUGAUGGAGAUUUGCAAACGCCUACAGAAGGCAACGCUUGUGUCUUCCUUUGAUAAAAUCCUUCCAAGGUUGAAAGAGCAGAGAUAUCAAACAGAACGCUUGAUGACGCAAUUGACUCUCAACAGCAUGAAGAGGGAUGCUCUUCUGGAGGACCGGAAACAUGCGAUAUUGAUGCUAGAUUCGUUGAAGAAUGUUGGGCAGGAAAGUACUGCACAACAUAUUCAAGAGAAGAAACAAAUCAGGGCAGCUCUUGCGGCAGAGGAAAGAGAGGAGCGAGAGUUGACGCAAGCGCUAGAUCAUAAAGGCCGGCUCAUCAUCGAGAUGAAGACCUCCUUACAGCAGAUAGACCAACUACUGUCCAGUGUUGGUGCACCGAAUGUGAGCAGACCUCAAAAGGAUGCCCCGUCAGCUAUAAAGUAUGCGAUCGAGGAUGUUAUCCAACCAAUACCUGAACUUGAAGAUGAUUUUGAUAAACUACUCUCGACUGCGCGUCAGAAGAUCACCAUGCUCGUACAAGCGGUAUCUAAAAUGGAAGUGACUGAAGAAGUCCGCACAGACGCCCGACUUUUCUAUCACAACAUACUGGCGAGGUUCAUGCGAGAUAACUACAAAGAUGAAGUUAUAGUGGAAGGAGGAUUGAUAGAAUUCGAAAUGGAGGAUCCCAAUGUGCCGAGCCAUGCAAUCGUCAAGCUAAGAAGCAAACAGCUCGUAGACGCACAAGUUAGCGAAUUCGACGUGCCAGACGUGCCUGCCAAGAAGUAGACAAAUGUACCUCAAGGCCUACCUUGUAACUGAGACAGUUUUAUUAGUAAGAGGAGUGAUAUAAGAUGCAGGCGGAGUGAACAGUCCGACUGGCCAAUUCACGCUCCACUCCGCCCAGCUCCGCAUCAUUGGAACGCACCCUAACAGCUUUGUAAGCUUAAUAAGGGUAAUUCAUAAUUAUUCGUAGCUGCGGCCUUCUACAGAGCUACGGAUUACGGAUAACCGUAGGCCGUAGCACUGUAGAAGGACCGCGUUAACCGGGAAUGUUAUUGUGCUUAAAAUUAUUGCGCUGAACGACUGUUCAGGUGCCUAGGCAUCGCGAAUAUUUUUUAUGACUUCAUAU
Molecule: messenger RNA, 2106 nt
Organism: Maniola jurtina (meadow brown)
Lineage: Eukaryota; Metazoa; Arthropoda; Insecta; Lepidoptera; Nymphalidae
Exons: 11
Coding region: 99-1763 (554 amino acids)
Biological process (GO): outer dynein arm assembly; cilium movement
Cellular component (GO): cilium
Source: RefSeq, a predicted model, not a curated record